Molecule: messenger RNA, 990 nt
Organism: Adineta ricciae
Lineage: Eukaryota; Metazoa; Rotifera; Eurotatoria; Adinetida; Adinetidae
Source: the annotation of a GenBank genome assembly
AUGGUUGCGAUCACUCGAGCGACUCUAGCAAGUCGACUACAAUCGUCAAACAUAAAAACCAAUAAAACACGUGCUGCAAAAGGCAAAGUUACCAAACAAAAGAAAAGAACAGCUAAACAACGAACAGCUCCCUCAUCAUCAUCAUCUAAUACUACUACUGUUAGUAGCAAUACUGCAACUAUUUCUGCUCCAUUACAAGCAUACAAUGAUGUCAAAGGCAAAAGUGACAUUACCGAUGCACUGGCAUACGAUUGUCAUUGGAAUCCAAUUGGAAGAGAAUACGAUCUUGGAAGAGAUGGUGCAUUCAUGGGAUUUAGUAUUCUGAUCGGACAGUUGUAUAUAGGUAUCCCCGAUACUCAGAUGCAAAACUCAAUUGAUGCACUGAAAGUGAAAGGAUUUCAUGUGAAACACGUCAAAACUGAAGAUGAUUGUAUUAAAGAACUCGAUUCAAAUCAAUAUCAAGUCGCAUGGAUCAUAAGUAAUUCGGACAUCACAAAUCGUAAUAUCAUUCCCUCGAUGACAACUUUUCAUUCGAAUGGUGGUGCAAUAUUUCUCUUUGCGGAUAAUACGCCAUAUGUUUCUCAUGCAAAUGAGUUCCUUGGUAAAAAAUUUGGUGUGACUGUCGAGGGAGAUUACCAUGGUGCAACAACAUUGACUUAUGCAGAGAAUGGCCAUCAACAAAAAGGACACUUUGGUCAACAUGAGAUCUUCACUGGAGUGAAAAACUUAUACGAAGGUGUCACCAUCUGCCAUCCAGUGUAUUCGACCGAAGAGAGUCGUAAGACAUUUGUUCCGAUUGCAACAGCUAGCGAUGGAAACACAUGCAUUGCUGUUUAUGAUCCACCAGCAAGUUCAACAUCGAGUGAAGGGCGAAUAUGUCUCGAUUGUGGAUUCACAAAAUUGUAUUGUAAUUGGGAUGCAGCAGGAACAGCUCGAUACAUAGUGAAUGCUAGUUGUUGGUUAUUGCGAAUCGAAAAUCGUUUCACUUAG